AUGAAGUUCCAACAUCUCGCUUUCCUGGGCACCAUUCUGAGCGUCGCUGCUUCUCAUCCCCACUUGCACUUCAAUGGGCAUGAUACCUGCCCUGCAGGAUAUGCUAUGAGUGUAUAUUAUAUCACCGUGACGAACACGAUUUCCAGCACAGUCUUGGAACAAAUCACCACCAGCUCAAGCUCGAGCUCAAGUUCUUUCUCGUCUGUCGUGCAAUUGACUUCUGAGUCUACUACUUCAUCAUCUUCGAUUCCAGUCACUGUUAGUCCUGCUCCCCUGGAGAAUCCCCAAGCAGCUGCUACUUCUUCUUCUUCUAUUUCCACUUCGACUAGGCCUUCUAUUGAGACUACUGUCCCGGAGACUACUACUAAGGCAGUCGUUUCAUCUACCACCUCGGCCCCAGCUAUUACUGAGUCUCCUAUCGUUAUACAUGAUCUCGCCCACGCUACCUCUUCAGAAGAAACAAUUGCUGUCUCAACUUCUACCACUGAAACGACCAGCUCUGCUAGCACUACUAGCUCUCCUGUUGCCAUCUCUUCUUCCUCUACCUCGACUUCCUCUUCUGAAAAGACUUCUGGUGAAGCCACAUACUACGGCGGAAACCUGGACUCGGGGGACUGCUCUUUUACAGGAUAUACCUUACCUAGCGGUACCUUUGGCACAGCCCUAUCUUCGGCGCAAUGGGAUAUCUCUGCGAACUGCGGAGUAUGUGUGUCUAUCAAAGGACCGGACGGCAACACACUCAAGGCGAUGAUCGUAGAUAAAUGUCCCUCAUGUGCCGCAAACCAAUUCGAUCUCUUCCAAGACGCCUUCGCCGAUCUCUCAGCACUAGAAACUGGCAUCAUCGAUAUCGAAUGGGCCUAUACUUCCUGUGACAUAGACACCCCCUUGAAGCUGAAGAAUAAGAGCGGCACUUCUCAGUGGUGGUUCUCCAUGCAAGUUGUUAAUGCCAAUGAAGCCGUUACCGCGCUGGAGGUGAGCAUUGAUAGCGGUAGUACUUGGCAGAGCACCACUCGCACAGACUACAACUUUUUCGAGCAUUCGAGUGGUUUCGGUACUGAGACUGUUGAUGUGCGCGUUACUGGCAAGUCUGGUAAAGUCGUGGUUGUCAAGGAUGUCUUGGUUUCUUCUGAAGCUGAGACUACAGCUAGCUCAAAUCUUUGA
Molecule: messenger RNA, 1161 nt
Organism: Penicillium taxi
Lineage: Eukaryota; Fungi; Ascomycota; Eurotiomycetes; Eurotiales; Aspergillaceae
Product: putative extracellular cellulase CelA/allergen Asp F7-like
Exons: 3
Coding region: 1-1161 (386 amino acids)
Source: RefSeq, a predicted model, not a curated record